This is a messenger RNA of Oppiella nova, 656 nucleotides long. Lineage: Eukaryota; Metazoa; Arthropoda; Arachnida; Sarcoptiformes; Oppiidae. The record is from the annotation of a GenBank genome assembly.
AAAUUGAAAUACUGAAAAAACUUGUUUUCAAUAAUUCGACCGGCUAAUUAAUUUGCUAAAAUGGACCAGUUUAUAGGCAAAUUCGUGCAGACCUCAAGUAAUAACAUGGAAGGUUAUUUGACAGCAUUUGGACAGGCGGACAAAAUACCAAUAUAUAACUCAAAGCCACGGGUACUGGAGGUGAGCAAAUUGGGCGCUGUCUACACGAACAAGAUGUUCACCAACGGCUGUAGUUCGGUGAACGAGUUCGAGUUGGACAAGGAGUUCGACGCCACCCUACCGGACGGCACGCCCUGCCGGGCGGUCAUGACGUUGGACGGCAACCGACUCGUGGAAAGGCGGACUCGACGCGGAAUUAUAGAGAUUGAAAAUAUUCGCGAGUUUGUCGGCAAUGAGCUCCGGAUGACCAUUACUAUCGGGUCCGUGAUUUCUGGGAUGACAUUCGCGCGCCAGUAGACAAUAUUAUGUACUAGCAUGGUGCAUUAGUGGUUAGAUAUUCUUGUGACAAUUUUCUAUACAAUGUUUCCAUGCUUAAUUCCUUUUGAUUGUCACAUUGUUUAAAUAGUAAAAUUAAAAACUUUAAAAUUCAAGUUUCGGUGUAUGUUUUAAGCUGAAUAUCUAAUGCUUGAUUAAAUAGAUUUUAUAAUUAUAAUAAA